AUGGAGCCAAUCGCCGUCCAGAACCCGCUAGUCUCAGAAAGGAUGGAGCUGUCGGUCCUGUACAAAGAAUACGCUGACGAUGACCAUGUCUAUCAGCAGAAGAUCAAGGAUUUGCUGAAAAAGUAUGCGUUCAUCCGGAAGACAAGGCCGGACGGCAACUGCUUCUAUCGGGCCUUUGGCUUCUCCCACCUCGAAGCUCUGUUGGAGGACAGCAAGGAACUGCAGCGCUUCAAAGAGGUGGCCGCCAAAAGCAAAGACGUGCUGGUGUCUCUAGGCUUCACAGAAUUCACCAUCGAGGACUUCCACAACACACAAGUGGAGAAGCAGAUCACGGUUCCGGAGCUGCUGGCCUCCUUCAAUGACCAGAGCACCUCAGAUUACCUGGUGGUGUACCUGCGACUGCUCACCUCCGGGUAUCUGCAGCGUGAGAACAAGUUCUUUGAGCACUUCAUCGAGGGAGGGCGCAGCAUAAAGGAGUUCUGCCAGCAGGAGGUGGAGCCCAUGUGCAAGGAAAGUGACCACAUCCAUAUCAUCGCGCUAGCCCAGGCCCUCAACGUCUCCAUCCUGGUGGAAUACAUGGACCGGGGCGAGGGCGGCGCCACCAAUCCCCACAUCUUCCCUGAGGGCUCGGAGCCCAAAGUGUAUCUACUGUACAGACCGGGACACUACGACAUCCUGUAUAAAUAGAGGCAGUAUUGGGGGGGGCUCCCGCCUGGCCGGUUAGCCAGGCCCCCUCUUUCUCUCUGUCUCGCCCACGUCUCCCUGCCCACCCGCUAGGCAGCGUCGUCUGUGGUUGUAAAUGGUGAUCGCUCUUGCUGCCAUCUCGCUCACUUGGUUUAUUAUUAUUAUUUUUUUUCUCCUUUUGUUGUUACACUCACACACUUCUGUGUUUUAUUAAAGGGGAUGCCGGUGAAA
This is a messenger RNA of Gekko japonicus, 915 nucleotides long. RefSeq names its product OTU deubiquitinase, ubiquitin aldehyde binding 1 (gene OTUB1). The transcript has 6 exons. Lineage: Eukaryota; Metazoa; Chordata; Lepidosauria; Squamata; Gekkonidae. Gene Ontology annotation, cellular component: nucleus. Bases 1 to 687 code for a protein of 228 amino acids. Gene Ontology annotation, biological process: protein K48-linked deubiquitination; negative regulation of double-strand break repair. The record is from RefSeq and is a predicted model, not a curated record. Gene Ontology annotation, molecular function: cysteine-type deubiquitinase activity; ubiquitin binding.